AUGAAGGUUAAUUCUAAUCGUAAGAACAGGAAGCCAGGCCCUAAGAUGAAACAGAGAGCCAAUAAUCGUGUUUCAAAGUGUCAUCCAAAAAGAAAGCCUCUUAAAAAAACUAGUCUACCGGGAAAUAUUGUUGAUGCUUCUAAUCUAAAAUGGCGGCCUGUUCAACUACCAGGUACACUGGAUGAUUUCGGUGGUUUCUAUGGACUUGAAGAAAUAGAUGGAGUUGACGUCAAGGUGGUUGAUGGAAAAGUUCAAUUUAUUACAAAAGAUGACAGCAAAAUAAAGACUUCAGACUUCAAUGAUAAUAUGGGAGAUGAAAUGGGAUUUGAAGAACACGGCAAAGAGGAUUCGGAGGAUUUGAUUGAAUUUAAGAAUUUGGAUGAUAUUAAGGAAGGUGAGUUAAGUGCGCUUUCGUCCUCAGAUACUGAGGACGAAGAUAUGGAGGAUGCGCUAUCUGUGCCGAAGAGCGAUUCGGAAGAAGAGACAGAGGAUCAGGAAGGAAAGCUGAAACCCGAGGUUUUCAAUUGGCAGGUAGACUUAGAUGAUAUUGAAUUACCCGAGUUACCUGCAUGGUCAAAUAAAAUGAAGCUGUCAUUUUUCACCUUACAAGCUUUAGCAAAGUUGGGCUUUACGAGUCCCACUGAGAUUCAAGUUCAGUCUAUUCCAAAGGCUUUAGAAGGCUUGGAUAUCAUGGGGAAAGCUAGUACUGGUUCUGGUAAAACAUUGGCUUAUGGAAUUCCAAUAUUGGAACGUCUUUUUGCAUCAACUAACGACAAACCAAUUGCUUUAGUUUUUACCCCAACUAGGGAAUUAGCCCAUCAAGUUACAACACAUUUACAGAAUGUGCUUGGAAAUUUGGUUAAAAAAAUGCCAUAUGCUAUCCUUUCGUUAACGGGUGGAUUGUCUAUUCAAAAGCAAGAACGUCUGUUGGACUAUGAGGGUUCUAGUCGGAUUGUGGUUGCCACUCCAGGAAGGUUCUUAGAAUUACUUGAGAAGAACGAGGAUCUAAUUAAAAGAUUUGCUGAAAUUGGCGUUCUUGUACUUGACGAAGCUGAUAGAUUAUUACAGGAUGGUCAUUUUGAUGAAUUUGAGAAGAUAUUUAAGCAUUUAAACAGAGAGCAAAAAACGUUGAAAUCUGAAAAAUGGCAAACUAUGAUAUUAUCUGCCACUUUCUCAAUUGAUCUAUUUAGCAAGUUAUCGACUACUCAUUGGAAAAAUCUGAAGAAUAACAAAGAAAAUAAUGAGAUGGAAGCAGUUUUAAAACAUUUAAUGACAAAAAUUAGCUUUAAAUCCAAACCGGUGAUUAUUGACACAAACCCUGAAUCAAAGAUCACAGCACAAGUUAAGGAAUCACUGAUUGAAUGUGGUCCGACAGAACGUGAUCUAUAUGUCUACUACUUUUUAACCCUGUAUCCGGCUACCACGUUGGUUUUCUGUAAUGCGAUAGAUUCAGUAAAGAAACUAACUGCAUAUUUGAACAACUUAAAAAUAUCUGCGUUCCAAAUCCAUUCCUCAAUGCUUCAGAAAAACCGUCUAAAAAGCUUGGAAAAAUUCCAGCAGCUUUGUGAAGUCAAUGCUCAGCAUGGUAAGCCAACUGUUUUAAUUGCAAGUGAUGUUGCUGCACGGGGGUUGGAUAUACCUGGAAUCAAGCAUGUUAUACAUUAUCACUUACCUCGUUCUGCAGAUAUUUAUAUUCACAGAUCCGGAAGAACGGCUCGUGGCAACCAAGAAGGUGUUGCAGUAACUAUUUGUUCACCGCAGGAAGCGAUUGGGCCCUUAAGGAAGUUGAGGAAGCUGCUUGCAAACGAUCUUGCUAGUAAAACAGGUAAAAAAUGGCAAAAGGAGUUAACUGUUAUACCAAUUGAAGAUGAUAUUUUAACACAACUUCGUGAACGUAGCAGACUAGCUAGUGCUCUAGCUGAUGAUGAAUUGGCUACCAAGUCGUUAAAUAAAGAUGAUAUUUGGUUAAAGAAAGCAGCAGAUGAUCUUGGGAUUGAUAUAGAAUCAGAUGAAGAAAAGGACGUUAUUCUUUCCAAAAACAAAAACAAGAAGAAGAAUAAACAGAUGGCAAAAUCUGAAGCUAAAUCAAUGAGAUAUCAACUUGCCGAUUUACUUCAAAUUCCAAUUCGAAAGGAUCUCAGAAGGAGCUAUCUAACAGGUGGCCUGGUAAAUCUAGCGGACAACUUGGUCAAGAAUAAAGGACACAAUAAUAUCGUUGGCCAUGAAAAGGUGGAUGCUUUAGAAUUAUUGAAGAAAAAGAAGUCUAAAAAAUAA
This is a messenger RNA of Eremothecium cymbalariae DBVPG#7215, 2274 nucleotides long. RefSeq names its product ATP-dependent RNA helicase (gene MAK5). The record is from RefSeq and is a predicted model, not a curated record. The transcript has a single exon. Lineage: Eukaryota; Fungi; Ascomycota; Saccharomycetes; Saccharomycetales; Saccharomycetaceae. Gene Ontology annotation, cellular component: nucleolus. Bases 1 to 2274 code for a protein of 757 amino acids. Gene Ontology annotation, molecular function: RNA helicase activity; nucleic acid binding; ATP binding.